AUGUUACUGGGGGUUAAGAAAGACGCACGGAAAUCAUCGAAUAUAUUCCCAGACAAGCUUGGGUCUCGAGAGAACAUAGAAACGCUUGAGUAUUCGCACAAAAUAAAGCAUACAAAUAGUAAAUAUAUAUUGAAACACACGCGAGAUUCUCAAGUUCCAGGCGCCAGCUACACGCCUCCUGGCGCCAGCUACACGCCCCCUGGCGUCAGCUACACGCCCCCUGGCGCCAGCUACACGCCCCCUGGCGCCAGCUACACGCCCCCUGGCGCCAGCUACACGCCCCCUGGCGCCAGCUACACGCCCCCUGGCGCCAGCUACACGCUCCCUGGCGCCAGCUACACGCCCCCUGGCGCCAGCUACACGCCCCCUGGCGCCAGCUACACGCCCCCUGGCGCCAGCUACACACGCCCCCUGGCGCCAGCUACACGCCCCCUGGCGUCAGCUACACGCCCCCUGGCGCCAGCUACACACGCCCCCUGGCGCCAGCUACACACGCUCCCUGAUUAA
Molecule: messenger RNA, 507 nt
Organism: Hyalella azteca
Lineage: Eukaryota; Metazoa; Arthropoda; Malacostraca; Amphipoda; Hyalellidae
Product: extensin-like
Exons: 1
Coding region: 1-507 (168 amino acids)
Source: RefSeq, a predicted model, not a curated record